CGCUCUUUGCUCAUACCACCAACUUCUCUGUGCAUAUUCUAGCUUUUUAUUGUAUUCACAUUAUUUCGUUUUCUCUUAGUAGCUAUCUUCUCUCUAUCUGUUUACCAUUUGCCAUGGCCUCAGGCUCGUCUUGGACUCCAAAGCAAAACAAAUUGUUUGAGAAUGCUUUGGCUAUCUACGACAAGGACACUCCUGAUCGUUGGCAUAAUCUAGCCAGAGCUGUGGGUGGCAAAACCGUCGAGGAAGUGAAGAGGCAUUAUGAGUUGUUGGUUGAAGAUGUGAGGCAGAUUGAAGCUGGCCAAGUUCCUUUGCCUAAUUACAGAAAAACUGGCGAAACCUACAAUAACUACGCGGAUGAAGAACGAAGGCUGAAGGGUCUUAAGCUGUAGUGAAAAUUGAACCAGAAUCCCUAUCUCUCAAGUGAUGAGGGCAGCCCUAAUUAAGUAACAAUCAUGGAAUGCAAUUAGACCUCUCUCUCUCUCUUUCUCCAUUGUGAAAUGUUUCCUUGUCUAAUAUUUAUGUAGCAGGGUUGGGUCAUCAAUGACUCUAAUUAUAUCUGGUAUGCCCUUCUAGUGUAAUGGAUUUGUUGCAUAUAAUUAAUUAAUGCCAAGUUCUAUUUUAGAAUUA
Manihot esculenta (cassava) is the source of this 627-nucleotide messenger RNA. Its product is annotated as protein RADIALIS-like 3. The record is from RefSeq and is a predicted model, not a curated record. The coding region runs from base 114 to 389 and encodes 91 amino acids. NCBI's taxonomy places the organism in Eukaryota, Viridiplantae, Streptophyta, Magnoliopsida, Malpighiales, Euphorbiaceae. Gene Ontology annotation, molecular function: DNA-binding transcription factor activity. The transcript is spliced from 2 exons.